AUGGCAACCUCACCAACAGCUGAUUUAAACCCCUCUCAAAUCGAUGAUCCCACCGUUAAGGAUAGGCUAAAGGAGCCUUUUACUUGGGGCUGGGUGGUGUAUAGAUGUUCGUAUGGCGACGAAGAGAUAUGGCAGCGAAUGCUGAAGAGCCUCCAGAAGUCAGUUGAAGAUAGUCUUGCUUUAUAUCAACGGAUGGACCUGCUUCCUUCCCAUAGAAUGACAAUCAUGGAAUGCAAGGAUAAAUUCGAUGGAGCCACAUCGCAUGAUAUCCGCGAUCACUUCACAAACUGGGUUGCCGACACGUUGGUGGAUAAAUUGGUUAUCACACCGUCUGAGUCUGAUCAGCAAAUGAUGCGAGAGAUCUAUUCUCCUACUCCUGGUCCAGAGUGGAAUCUUGGCACUCGGCACAAUUUUUGUCUCUUUGUUGAUGAUAUUUGCUUAGAGUCGUUGAAACAUAUGAGUGAUCCUGUUAUAAAGCUGCUUGGAAAAAAAUUCGGCGUGCGAGAGCCAGGAGACAGAGACUAUAUUGUAUACCCUGGUUGGGAGGAUGGCGAUACAGACUGCGAGGAGGAAGAUGUUGGCUGGAUAUAUAUCGAAAUCUUGGACCAUGUUUCAUUAUAUGAUAUGCUGAUGCAGACGGAUUUCUGGUACGAUUUAUAUUCUAGACCACCUCUUAUGUGGAACAUGUUCGAUAGAACAAUGCCCGAUAGACAUCCCACCAGGCGCGAAAAGGCGAAAACACAAAAUUGA
Molecule: messenger RNA, 750 nt
Organism: Microsporum canis CBS 113480
Lineage: Eukaryota; Fungi; Ascomycota; Eurotiomycetes; Onygenales; Arthrodermataceae
Exons: 2
Coding region: 1-750 (249 amino acids)
Source: RefSeq, a predicted model, not a curated record